Messenger RNA from Papilio machaon (common yellow swallowtail), 1698 nucleotides. RefSeq names its product vesicular inhibitory amino acid transporter (gene VGAT). The transcript is spliced from 4 exons. Bases 8 to 1627 code for a protein of 539 amino acids. Lineage: Eukaryota; Metazoa; Arthropoda; Insecta; Lepidoptera; Papilionidae. Gene Ontology annotation, cellular component: vacuolar membrane. Gene Ontology annotation, biological process: amino acid transmembrane transport. The record is from RefSeq and is a predicted model, not a curated record. Gene Ontology annotation, molecular function: amino acid transmembrane transporter activity.
CGCAAAGAUGAUGAACCUAGGCCGUAUUAAGAUGCCUCCAUUGAAAAAUGUUCUGGACGUGGCAAUGCAGACAGUAAGACAGCAGAUUCCCGAUAAGCCAGGACAAUCUUCACGGCCCCCUCAAAAUGUCAGAUUCGCAAACCUUGACACAGACAUGGGUGAAAGCUGCGAGCUAUCGACUAUGAACGAAACCACUUCACCUACUUACCAGUCGACGAACCCCACUAAUCCGUUUCUCAGCGGUGAACUGCAGGCUGAAGACUCCUUUACCAGCUAUCAGAACACUUACCCACAACAAGAUGGCGCACCAAGGACUCAAAGCAUGCAGAGUGUGGAUUUCUAUGCUUCGUCCGAAGAGGGGGGUUUUGAAGAGGGUGGUGGCAAGCCGGGUGCUAAGAUCAACGAGUAUCAAGCUGCCUGGAAUGUCACUAAUGCUAUCCAAGGAAUGUUUGUGGUGUCACUGCCUUUCGCGGUACUCCAAGGAGGCUACUGGGCCAUCGCUGCAAUGAUCGGCAUCGCACACAUCUGCUGCUACACCGGGAAAAUCUUAGUCGAAUGCCUCUAUGAAGACGAUCCUGUAUCAGGCCAACGCGUUAGAGUCCGGGAUUCCUACGUAUCGAUUGCUAAAGAGUGUUUCGGUAGAAAAUACGGUGCGAGAAUAGUUAAUAUAGCUCAAAUCAUCGAACUUCUCAUGACAUGUAUUCUUUAUGUCGUUGUCUGCGGUGAUUUGAUGAUUGGAACGUUCCCCGACGGUUCUAUAGAUACACGUUCUUGGAUGAUGUUGAUAGGUAUAUUUCUUCUUCCACUCGCCUUUUUGAAAUCUUUGAAAAGCGUCAGUAUGCUGUCGUUCUGGUGCACCAUGAGCCAUUUGAUUAUUAACGCGAUCGUAAUUGGAUACUGCAUCCUUAACAUCGGCGACUGGGGCUGGUCGAAGGUAAAAUGGAAUUUGGAUUUCGAGAAUUUCCCAAUCAGUUUGGGUGUAAUCGUUUUCUCGUAUACUUCUCAAAUAUUCUUACCCACUUUAGAAGGUAAUUUGGAGGAUCGUUCUAAAUUCGAAUGGAUGUUAAAUUGGUCGCAUAUCGCAGCUGCCGCUUUCAAAUCGAUCUUCGGAUAUUUAUGUUUUUUGACGUUCCAAAAUGAUACCCAGCAAGUGAUAACCAACAAUCUUCGUUCGGCUGGAUUUAAAGGACUCGUGAACUUUUUUCUUGUUAUAAAAGCCGUGCUUAGUUACCCUUUACCUUAUUAUGCUGCGUGUGAUUUGCUUGAACGAGCUCUGUUCCGGGGCAAACCUAAAACACUUUUUCCUACGAUUUACGCUUUGGACGGUGAGUUGAAAGUUUGGGGUCUAGCUUGGCGAUUAGGAGUGAUAAUAUUUACAGUUCUGAUGGCGAUUUUUAUUCCCCACUUCGCGAUAUUGAUGGGUUUCAUCGGCAGCUUUACGGGUACCAUGUUGAGUUUCAUAUGGCCUGCAUAUUUCCAUAUUAAAUUGAAGGGCAAUCAACUCGAAAGUACUACUAUCGCUUAUGAUUAUUUUAUAAUCUGUCUAGGUGUUCUCUUUGGUAUAAUUGGCAUGUACGAUUCCGGCUCUGCUCUCGUGAAAGCAUUCAAAAUAGGUUUGCCCUUCUAAUUUCAAAAGAGUUCGUAUAUCAAAUAGUUUUAGGUUGUUGAACUAUUAAUAGACGCCGCAUUUUUUUCCAA